ACCUUUCCUUCCUUUUCGUUUAAAGUUUUCCUUCUCUUUAUUUCCCCUACCUUCUCCUUCCCCUUCCCUCACAUCCUCCCAAACAUACCACAAAUGACGUCCUCCGGCCCUCUUUCGCUGCCUCCGCCGCAUGUGGUCGACGACUGCCGCGGCGUCCUCCAAGUGCUCAGUGACGGCACCGUCCUCCGCUCCGCCAACACCAGCUUCCUCGUUCCCGUCGCGGACGACGGUUCCAUCGAGUGGAAGGACGUCCCCUUCUCCCCCGGUCCCGACGCCCGCUGCCUCCGCCUCUAUCGCCCCCGCCGCGCCCCCGGCACCUGCUUCCCCGUCUUCUUCUACUUCCACGGCGGUGGCUUUUGCAUCGGCUCCCGCACCUGGCCCAACUUCCAUAACUACUGUCUCCGCCUCGCCUCCGACCUCGGCGCUUUCAUCGUCGCCCCCGACUACCGUCUGGCCCCCGAGAACCGCCUUCCUGCCGCCAUCGACGAUUCCGUCGCGGCGAUCGAGUGGCUCCGUUCCGGAGAUCCCUGGCUGGCCGAGUCGGCAGACCUUGACCGGGUAUUCAUCUCUGGAGAUUCGGCCGGUGGGAACAUCGCCCACCACAUCGCCCUCAGGUUCGGUUCCCCGGCCAGCCGCGCCGCCCUGGCGCCCGUCCGCCUCCGGGGAUUCGUGCUCCUGAUGCCCUUCUUUGGCGGAUCCAGGCGGACGCGGUCGGAGGCGGAGUGCCCCGACGACGCGUUCCUGAACCGGGACCUCAACGACCGGUACUGGCGGCUCUCGAUUCCGGCUGGAGCAACACUGGAUCACCCGCUGGUGAAUCCCUUGGGGCCGGAGAGCCUGGAUCUGGAAGCGGCGGAGCUCCUGCCGAUGCUUGUGGUGGUGGGAGAGAGGGAUCUUCUGCGUGACAGGGCGGCGGAGUACGCGGCGACGCUGAAAGGGUGGAAGAAGCCGGUGGAGCUGGCGGAAUUCGCGGGGCAGCAGCACGGGUUCUUCACGAUCGACCCAAGAUCGGAGGCGUCGGACGAGCUGAUGAGGCGCAUCAAGCGGUUCAUGGAGGAGAACGAGGGCUACGCCUAAGCAAGCUGAACCCGGUUUGGUUCGAUUUGAUUUUAUUCGGUCAGUAAGAACCAAGUUCAAAUAAAAAAAUGGAAUUGCGAUCCACGUUUUCUCAAAUAUGAAUUAUGCUCGUGGUAUCGUGUUAUUAAUUA
Zingiber officinale is the source of this 1208-nucleotide messenger RNA. RefSeq names its product probable carboxylesterase 15. The record is from RefSeq and is a predicted model, not a curated record. The transcript has a single exon. Bases 94 to 1077 code for a protein of 327 amino acids. NCBI's taxonomy places the organism in Eukaryota, Viridiplantae, Streptophyta, Magnoliopsida, Zingiberales, Zingiberaceae. Gene Ontology annotation, molecular function: hydrolase activity.